Venturia canescens is the source of this 1247-nucleotide messenger RNA. RefSeq names its product complement C1q binding protein P32 (gene P32). The coding region runs from base 157 to 987 and encodes 276 amino acids. Gene Ontology annotation, biological process: cytosolic ribosome assembly. NCBI's taxonomy places the organism in Eukaryota, Metazoa, Arthropoda, Insecta, Hymenoptera, Ichneumonidae. Gene Ontology annotation, cellular component: mitochondrial matrix. The transcript has 5 exons. The record is from RefSeq and is a predicted model, not a curated record.
UGACUAGCGUGUGACGUAAUCGGCGCGGAGAUCGUCGAGAAAGUGCUUACAGAACUAGUAGCAGGACGCACGUGUGAGCUGGUGAAAAAGAAUUCCUCCAGUGACGAAGAAAAUCACAGAAAAAUUUUUCGUUUUGAUUUUCCAAUCGAGUAAAAAAUGAGCGGUAUGGUGAGAAAUGCUUUGCGCAGUAGUGUAAUCAAAAAUGUAGUCCUUUCACCGAUUGUCGGAAUGCAAUCAAUCCAAAGAGUACAGAUCCAAAUUGGCCGUUCGAUUUGGAACAUGUGCAACCCUACCGGCAAAGACAUCACCGCUACCGCACCCUUAACCACACUUAAAAUUCAUAAUCCAUUGAAUUUGUGCAAUUGCGGAAAUAGCAAAAGAACUCACACUAAAGCUGAAAAAGAAUUGGUUGAGUUUCUUGCUGAAGAAAUAAUUGCCGAAAAAAAAGCACAGAAACUAAAAACUAUCCCUACCAACGUGGGCGGCUUUUCUGUAUCUUUGGAUGGCGCUAAUGUUACUCUCGUAAAGACACAAGAUGGAGAAACAAUCACAAUUGCUUUCAAUGUUAAUCACACGGUUGAUACUGAUACCGAACCAGAAAUUGACCCCCAAGAUGACAAGCCAGAUCUCGGAGAUAUGAAAAGCAAGCCAAACUUUUCCAUUGACAUUAAGAGAGGAAAUCAGACAUUAGGAUUCACAUGCUCUUUCAAUAAUGAGCCAGGAUCUUCAGGUGCAGAUGAAGGAUAUAAUGAUAUUUUUGGCAUUGAUGAAAUCACCUUGUACGAAGGAGAACACAAUGACAAAGUCUAUGCCGUUGCUGGAGAAGUUAUUGAUGGUUACCUCUAUGAUUUGCUAAUGAACUAUCUUGAAGAGAAGGGUAUUUCGAACGAAUUUGCUGAAAAAUUGAUUGAGCUGAGCACGAGUUAUGAACACACUGCGUAUAUCAGUUUAUUGGAAGCUUUGUCGAAGUUCACAGCAGGAAAAUAAUUUUUUCUGUGCACACAAUUUAAAACAUCGUUCCUGAAAGAACAUUAUUCAAACGUUUAGACGUAUUACAUACCUUCAAGAAUAUGUUUGUGAAGCUAAGCUCACAAAAAUGAUUCCUAGCGUGGUAAAGCCAAUUGAGUUUCCAGACAUAACAUAAGAUUCCAGACAAGAUAUAUUUCUGUGAACUUUUCAUUUUUUCUAUAUUUUACGUUGUAUUACAAUAGUUCUCUGUAAUUUCCAAAUAUAAAGUAUGAAAAAUA